This is a messenger RNA of Mustela erminea (ermine), 1858 nucleotides long. RefSeq names its product DEAD-box helicase 49 (gene DDX49). The record is from RefSeq and is a predicted model, not a curated record. The transcript has 13 exons. Gene Ontology annotation, molecular function: nucleic acid binding; ATP binding; RNA helicase activity. The coding region runs from base 65 to 1534 and encodes 489 amino acids. Lineage: Eukaryota; Metazoa; Chordata; Mammalia; Carnivora; Mustelidae.
ACGUCAUCUGUACGCGCCGGAAAGCACGGCUCACACGAGUGCUCGCACGAAGCUGGUGAGGGGGAUGGCCGGUUUCGCGGAGCUCGGACUGUCAUCGUGGCUUGUGGAACAAUGUCGGCAGCUGGGUUUGAAGCAGCCUACGCCUGUACAGCUCGGCUGCAUCCCUGCCAUCCUAGAGGGUCGGGACUGCUUGGGCUGUGCCAAGACAGGCAGUGGCAAGACAGCAGCAUUUGUCCUGCCCAUCUUGCAGAAGCUGUCUGAGGAUCCCUAUGGCAUCUUCUGCCUCGUCCUGACACCCACCAGGGAGCUGGCCUACCAGAUUGCAGAGCAAUUCCGGGUGCUGGGGAAGCCUCUGGGCCUGAAAGACUGCAUCAUUGUUGGCGGCAUGGAUAUGGUGGCCCAGGCCCUGGAGCUCUCCCGGAAACCACACGUGGUCAUCGCCACACCAGGGCGCCUGGCUGACCACCUACGUAGCUCCAACACUUUUAGCAUAAAGAAGAUCCGUUUCCUGGUGAUGGACGAGGCAGACCGGCUGUUGGAGCAGGGCUGCACCGACUUCACCGUGGACCUGGAGGCCAUCCUGGCGGCCGUGCCUGCUCGCCGGCAGACCCUCCUCUUCAGCGCCACACUGACUGACACACUCAGAGAGCUUCAGGGCCUAGCCACCAACCAGCCCUUCUUCUGGGAGGCUCAGGCCCCGGUACGUACAGUGGAACAGCUGGACCAGCGCUACCUGUUGGUGCCUGAGAAGGUCAAAGAUGCCUAUCUGGUCCAUCUGAUUCAGAACUUCCAGGAUGAGCAUGAGGACUGGUCCAUCAUCAUCUUUACCAACACGUGCAAGACCUGCCAGAUUCUGUGCAUGAUGCUGCGGAAAUUCAACUUCCCCACUGUGGCUCUGCAUUCCAUGAUGAAACAGAAAGAACGCUUUGCUGCCCUGGCCAAAUUCAAGUCCAGCAUCUACAGGAUCCUGAUUGCGACAGAUGUAGCUUCCCGGGGCCUGGACAUUCCCACAGUGCAGGUGGUCAUCAACCACAACACCCCCGGGCUCCCCAAGAUCUACAUACACCGAGUUGGCCGGACAGCUCGGGCAGGGCGGCAAGGACAGGCCAUCACACUGGUGACGCAGUACGACAUCCACCUUGUCCAUGCCAUCGAGGAGCAGAUCAGGACCCCUGCCCCUGCAGAGAAGAAGCUGGAGGAGUUCUCUGUGGAGGAGGCCAGUGUGCUGCAGAUCCUCACGCAGGUCAACGUGGUGCGGAGGGAGUGUGAAAUUAAACUGGAGGCGGCCAACUUUGACGAAAAGAAGGAGAUCAAUAAGCGGAAGCAGCUGAUCCUGGAGGGGAAGGAUCCCGACCUGGAGGCCAAGCGCAAGGCUGAGCUGGCCAAGAUCAAGCAGAAGAACCGGCGCUUCAAGGACAAGGUGGAGCAGGUGCUCCAGUGGCAGAAGGCCAGGGGGGCUGGCCGCAGGGGGCGUCCACCCAGGGCCCCCCCUGGAGCACGCUCGGCCCCGGCACCCAGCCAGGGCCCGUCCUGAGCACCACUGUGGCCCCUACCGGCCCUGCCUGGGAUUCCUUCCUGGAACUAACGGUCAGACGGCUCCUCCCCUCCCCCCAGACCUACUCAGUCCCUGUCAGUGGGACCCAGGGACACCCAUGUUGUGCUCCACACAGCUUUCCACCUUGCCGCCCCUGGCUGGCCCCUUCUUGGAGCCCCUGCCUGCAGAUGAGAAGGAACACUGGCUACGAGGUUGGGCCCAGCUCCACACACAGUGACCCUGGGGGGUGGAUGCUGCAGGGCCCCAGAGCAAAGGUGUGUUGUUUGCAGGAGUCACCUAAUAAAUGGGUCUCUUGACUUUUUC